This is a messenger RNA of Acanthosepion pharaonis, 1035 nucleotides long. Lineage: Eukaryota; Metazoa; Mollusca; Cephalopoda; Sepiida; Sepiidae. The record is from the annotation of a GenBank genome assembly.
AUGUCUGUUCAUGUCUGUCUAUCUAUCUAUCUAUAUCAGUCCAUUCAUAUCUUUCUGUCUAUCUAUCUAUCUAUCUAUAUCAGUCCAUUCAUAUCUAUCUAUCUAUCUAUCUAUAUCAGUCCAUUCAUAUCUAUCUAUCUAUCUAUCUAUCAGUCCAUUCAUAUCUAUCUAUCUAUCUAUCUAUAUCAGUCCAUUCAUAUCUAUCUAUCUAUCUAUCUAUCUAUCUAUGAAGUCCAUUCAUAUCUUCUAUCUAUCUAUCUAUAUCAUCCAUUCAUAUCUAUUAUCUAUCUCAGAUUCUAUCUAUCAUCUAUCUAUAUCAGUCCAUUCAUAUCUAUCUAUCUAUCUAUAUCAGUUUAUUCUAUCUAUCUAUCUAUCUAUUCAUCCAUUCAUUCAUUCAUCUAUCUAUCUAUUCAUCCAUUCAUUCAUCUAUCUCUCAUUCCAUCUCAUCUAUCUAUCUAUCUAUCUCAUUCAUUCAUAUCUAUCUAUUCAUCCAUUCAUAUCUAUCUAUCUAUAUAUAUCAUUCCAUUCAUAUCUCAUCUCAUUCCAUUCAUUCAUUUAUCUAUCUAUCCAUUCAUCUAUCUAUAUCAUCCAUUCAUAUCUAUCUAUAUCAGUCCAUUCAUAUCUAUCUAUCUAUCUAUAUCAGUCCAUUCAUAUCUAUCUAUCUAUCUAUAUCAGUCCAUUCAUAUCUAUCUAUCUAUCUAUCUCAGUCCAUUCAUAUCUAUCUAUCUCAGUCCAUUCAUAUCUAUCUAUCUAUAUAUAUCAGUCCAUUCAUAUCUAUCUAUCUAUAUAUAUCAGUCCAUUCAUAUCUAUCUAUCUAUCUAUCUAUCUCUUCAUUCAUAUCUUUCUAUCUAUAUCAAUCUAUUCAUAUCUAUGUAUUCAUCUCAGUUCAUUCUUUAUCUAUCACCCCUUUCAUACCUAUGUAUCAAUCAAUCAACCUCAGACCAUUCAUAUCUACCUAUCUUUCUAUCUCUAUCCAUUCAUAUCUAUCUAUCUAUCUAUAUCAGUUCCUAUGUAUCUGAAUCUGUUUUUGAGUGA